Messenger RNA from Manis javanica (Malayan pangolin), 2231 nucleotides. The record is from RefSeq and is a predicted model, not a curated record. Lineage: Eukaryota; Metazoa; Chordata; Mammalia; Pholidota; Manidae.
GCCUCACUGCCCCGAUCAGGGACCUUGGGUUCAUUGCCACCGACGUGCACGUUCUUGUACCUCUAAGCAAAGCUAUCACCCCUGCUCCACAGGCCGUGCCCACCUCUGCCACUUUUCUGACCCCAUUCUCUUGCAGGAUCUGGGAGUCUCCUCUGCUUCUAGCUGCCAAAGAGAAUGAUGUCCAGGCUCUCUGCAAGCUGCUCAAGUAUGAGGCCUGUGAGGUACACCAGAGAGGAGCCCUGGGGGAGACAGCACUGCACACUGCAGCCCUCUUUGACAGCCCGGAGGCUGCCCUGGUGCUGAUGGAGGCUGCUCCGGAGCUGGUCUUUGAACCUAUGACAUCUGAGCUGUUUGAGGGUCAGACUGCGCUGCACAUAGCCAUCAUGAACCAGAACGUGAACUUGGUGAAAGCCCUGCUUGCCCACGGGGCCAGCGUCUCUGCAAGAGCUACAGGCGCAGCUUUCCGCCACAGCGCCCGCAACCUCAUCUACUUUGGCCAUGGAGCCCUCUUGUCCCCAGGGGAGCACCCUCUGUCCUUUGCUGCCUGUGUGGGCAGCGAGGAGAUCGUGCGGCUGCUCAUUGAGCACGGAGCUGACAUCCGGGCCCAGGACUCCCUGGGAAACACUGUGCUGCACAUCCUGGUCCUCCAGCCCAACAAACCAUUUGCCUGCCAGAUGUACAACCUGCUGCUGUCCCACGAUGGGCACGGGCCCCGCCUGCCAGCCCUGGACCUCGUGCCCAACCACCAGGGUCUCACCCCCUUCAAGCUGGCCGGCGUGGAGGGCAACACCGUGAUGUUCCAGCACCUGAUGCAGAAGCGGAAGCACGUCCAGUGGACGUGCGGGCCACUGACCUCCACUCUCUACGACCUCACAGAGAUCGACUCCUCGGGGGAUGAGCAAUCUCUGCUGGAACUGAUUGUCACCACCAAGAAGCAGGAGGCUCGCCAGAUCCUGGACCAGACCCCCGUGAAGGAGCUGGUGAGCCUCAAGUGGCAGAGAUACGGGCAGCCAUACUUCCGUGUGCUGGGCGCCAUCUACCUCCUGUACAUCACCUGCUUCACCAUGUGCUGCAUCUACCGCCCCCUCAAGCCCAGGGCCAGCAACUGCACCCAUUCCCGGGACAACACCCUCCUACAGCAGAAGCUCCUUCAGGAGGCCUACGUGACCCCCGAGGAUGACAUCCGACUGGUGGGGGAGCUGGUGACCGUCAUUGGGGCUAUGAUCAUUCUGCUCAUAGAGAUUCCAGACAUCUGCAGGGUGGGAAUCACUCACUUGUUUGGACAGACCAACCUCGGGGGGCCGUUUCACAUCACCAUCAUCACCCACGCCUGCCUGGUGCUGGUGAUCAUGGUGAUGCGGCUCACCAACACCUGCAGGGAGGAGGUGCCCAUGUCCUUCGCGCUGGUGCUGGGCUGGUGCAGCAUCAUGUACUUCGCCCACGGAUUGCAGAUGCUGGGCCCCUUCACCAUCAUGAUCCAGAAGAUGAUUUUUGGUGACCUGAUGCGGUUCUGCUGGCUGAUGGCUGUGGUCAUCCUAGGCUUUGCCUCAGCCUUCUAUAUCAUCUUCCAGACAGAGGACCCUGAGGAGCUGGGCCAUUUCUGCAGUUACCCCAUGGCUCUGUUCAGCACCUUUGAGCUAUUUCUCGCCAUCAUCGACGGUCCCGCCAACUACAAUGUGGAUCUGCCCUUCAUGUACAGCAUCACCUAUGCUGCCUUUUCCAUCAUCGCCCCACUGCUCAUGCUCAACCUCCUUAUCGCCAUGAUGAGUGACACGCACUGGCGGGUGGCCCAGGAGCGGGAUGAGCUCUGGAGGACCCAGGUCGUGGCCACCAUGGUGAUGCUGGAGCGGAAGCUACCUCAGUGCCUAUGGCCUCGCUCUGGGAUCUGUGGGCUCAAGUAUGGGAUGGGGGACCGCUGGUUCCUGCGCGUGGAAGACAGACAGGAUCUCAACCGGCAGCGAAUCCGGCGCUACAUGAAGGCCUUCAGCAGCCAGCUCUCUGAGGAUGACUUGGCCAAAGACUCGGAAAAGCAGAAGCCCACCCACCCCUCCAGCCCCUGUCCACCCCUGGCUACCCUCUCGGCAUCUCGCAGCACCAACUGGGAGCAGCUCUGGCAGGGGACCCUGAGGCUGGCACUGCAGGGGGUGGCCAGCAGGGCCCUGGAGGACGGGGAGGGCUGGGAGUACCAGAUCUGAGGCCCGCUCCUGCUGCAUUCUGGUGGCGCCUCUUGC